CGGGGCCGGCAGCGGCGGCGGCGGCGGGGCCGGCGGAGCGCCAUGGGCGAGUUCGAGGUGCACCGGGUGCGGUUCUUCGGGCUGGUGCCGGCGGGCGUGCGCUGCCUCGCCUGCCACCCCCGCGGAGCCCGCCUGGCCCUGGCCCGCACCGACGGCACCGUCGAGGUGUACAACUUCGCCGCCAACUACUUCCAGGAGAAGGUGAUCCCGGGGCACGAGGCGCGCUCGGUGGAGUCGCUGUGCUGGGCGGCCGGGGAGCGGCUCUUCGGGGCCGGGCUCGGCGGGGACAUCACCGAGUUCGACCUGUGCGGGCUGAGCGCGGCUCGAGGCGUCGAUGGCGGCGGGGGACCCAUCUGGAGCAUGGUGGCCAGCGGCACCGGCACCCAGCUGGCGAUCGGCUGCGAGGACGGAUCCGUUAAGAUCUUCCAAGUCGUUCCUGGUGGGGGGAUCCAGUUUGAGCGGAACCUGGACAGGCGGAAAGGCCGUGUCCUGUGCCUGUCCUGGCACCGCUCGGGCACUUACAUCGUGGCUGGCUCCAUCGACUUCUUCCGCGUCAUCGACGUCGCUUCAGGCCAGACGGUGCAGAGGAUCAUGGUGAACCACCAGGUGGAGAAGGCCAAGCCCGAGUGCGUGGUGUGGGCCAUCGCCCUCCUCUCCAGCGGCACCGUGGUCAGUGCCGACUCCUUUGGGAGGGUGCAGUUCUGGGACUGGGAGCAGGGCACGCUGGCUGAGUCCCACACCGUCAGCACCUCGGCCGCGCUCUCUCUGGCUGUGUCAGAGAAGGAGGACAGCAUCGUCGUGGGCACCUCGACCGGGGCCACCUACCAGCUGCAGCUGCUGCCGGUGAAGCUGGGCGGGCUGGAGAAAUGCUGGGUGCGGACAAAGCCCUUCCAGUUCCACAGCCACGACGUGCGGGCCGUGGCGCACAGCUCCACCGCCCUCAUCUCCGGGGGCCUGGAUGCCCAGCUGGUGAUCCGCCCGCUGAUGGAGAAGGUGCAGAAGAAGGGCUACGACGCAGUGCUCCGAAAAUUCACCUUCCCUCACCGACGCCUCGUCUCCUGUGCCAGGAAAGCCCGGCUGCUCCUCUUCCAGUUCUCCCAGUACCUGGAGCUCUGGAGACUUGGCUCCACUGAGGAGACCGGAAAGGACGGCGAGGUCCUUCCCCCGUGCCGGAUGCCCGAGCAUCUCGUGCAGCUCAAGAGCAAGGGCCCGGAGCACAUCUACUGCAGCUGUGUCUCACCCUGCGGCACCUGGGUCGGCUACUCCACGGCCUCCCGCUUCCAGCUGUACCGCGUGCACUGUGACGGGGACGGUGUCAGCCUCAGGAAGGUCCCCAAAGUGCCCAAGCUGCUGCCUCCAGCAUACCAGCUCCAGUUCUCUGCUGACUCCGAGAGCCUCUUUGUCGCCUCUGCUCGAGGAUCUGUCCACGUCUUCCAGCUGCUGGAGCCGGGGGGCUGCAAACACCUGCACACACUGCAGCCACCCUCAGGCUGCUCCGAGGCCGUUUACCUGCUGGCGCCGAGUGCGGACGGGCACUGGCUGGCAGCCGUCAGCGGCGACUGGGCCAUCCACAUCUACAACCUCAAAUGCUUCCAGCAUCACUGCGUGGUGCCCGCCUACAGCUGCGCCGUAUCGGCCCUCGCCAUCCACCCCAGCACCAACAACCUCGUCAUCGCCUACUCGGACCAGCAGCUCUUUGAGUUCAGCAUCCCUGAGAAGCAGUACACGAGCUGGAGCCGCGCCGUGCAGAGCCGGGGGCUGCACCGCACCUGGCUGGAGCGUGACUCGCCCAUCACACACAUCACCUUCAACCCCAAGAACCCCGCUCACAUCCUGCUCCACGACACCUACCUGCUCUGCAUCCUCGACAAGUCCCUGCCCCUGCCCGACGACAGCACCCUCCUGAUGAACCAGAGCACCCUGAAACAGCUCCCAGAGACGGCCAGGAAGCGGCAGCUCCACGCCUUCAAGAUCUGCAAGAAGUUCCAGCCACUGCUCUUCAUGGAUCUGCUGGACGAGAACUGCCUGGUUGUGGUGGAACGACCCAUCAUGGACUUCAAAACACAGCUGCCUCUGGCUGUCCAACAGAAGAAAUUUGGCACCUGAGAGCAGAAGAAGCCACUCCAACUUCGGGAACUGUCUCUGUGCUGCCUUCCUGGGGCACUGUAAGAAUUUUCUUAAGGUGCUGUAGGAAUAAAACCUCACUGUUCUGUACA
Molecule: messenger RNA, 2216 nt
Organism: Parus major (Great Tit)
Lineage: Eukaryota; Metazoa; Chordata; Aves; Passeriformes; Paridae
Gene: UTP4
Product: UTP4 small subunit processome component
Exons: 16
Coding region: 43-2106 (687 amino acids)
Biological process (GO): maturation of SSU-rRNA from tricistronic rRNA transcript (SSU-rRNA, 5.8S rRNA, LSU-rRNA)
Cellular component (GO): t-UTP complex; 90S preribosome; small-subunit processome
Molecular function (GO): RNA binding; protein binding
Source: RefSeq, a predicted model, not a curated record